Messenger RNA from Saccoglossus kowalevskii, 4123 nucleotides. RefSeq names its product prolow-density lipoprotein receptor-related protein 1-like. Gene Ontology annotation, molecular function: protein binding; calcium ion binding; hormone binding. The record is from RefSeq and is a predicted model, not a curated record. Gene Ontology annotation, biological process: receptor-mediated endocytosis. Gene Ontology annotation, cellular component: apical plasma membrane; signaling receptor complex; plasma membrane. NCBI's taxonomy places the organism in Eukaryota, Metazoa, Hemichordata, Enteropneusta, Harrimaniidae.
CGACUACAUGCCACUAUUUUAUCUUGAGAAAUACAGCGUUUCGGCGUGAUCGUGAUAAGUGACAGCCGAUAUGGCGGUUGGAUUACUUCUUAUAUUAAUUUGGAUGUUCAUAUGUCUUGUCUGGCAGCCGCUUAUCGUAGUUUCCGAAGGAUGUACAAGUGAACAGUUUACAUGUGCCAAUGGUCAAUGUAUACCCAAAAUAUGGAAGUGCGAUGGUGACGCAGACUGUAGAGAUGGGAGUGAUGAAAUAUCCUGUCCACCUAUAACUUGCUCACCAAGACAGUUUUCGUGUGCUUCAACAAAUCUCUGUAUACCGAGUGGAUGGCGAUGUGAUGGAGAAGAUGAUUGUGGAGAUAACUCUGAUGAGGAACUGGAUGAAUGUCCCACUCCAGCACCAUUCACAUGCCCAGCAAAUUAUUUUCAAUGUCUGGGAACUGAAAGAUGUAUACUGGUAACUCAACUAUGUGAUAAUAUUGUACAAUGUCCACAAGAUGGAUCUGAUGAAGGAGCACACUGUAGGGAUGAGAAUGUCUGUGCCAAUGCCGGAUGUGAGAAGCACUGCAGAAUAGGACCAUUGGGACCAGUUUGUUUUUGUGAUAAUGGAUAUAAAGCCGGGCCUGAUGGCAAGUCCUGUGUUGAUGUCAAUGAAUGUGUGGAAAUAGUCGGUGUUUGUGAACAGAUGUGUAUUAAUAAUAUUGGCAAUUAUGAAUGCAGCUGUGCACCUGGAUAUCAACUGGUUGGACAAGAUUGUGAUAUUGUAGUUGAGGAAGAACCCAAGUUAGUGAUUGCAAACUCUAUAAAUAUCAUGACGCUGUUACUUAAUGGAACUGAUUUCAUCAGCGACUACGUACCAAGUAGACAAGCACUUGCGUUAGAUUUUCACCACAACCAGCAGAAGGUUUGCUGGGUACACCAUGACUUGGGGACUGGUGCAAGUAAACUCAAAAGUGUUAAUGGUGCUACCAUGGAUCCUGCAACAGUGGAGGAUAUCCCAAUUUUUUUCCACCUUGAUAAUGUUGAACAACUAGCCAUUGAUUGGAUUACUGACAAUAUAUACUUUGUAGAUGAUGUUGCUAACCGGAUAUUUUUGUGCAAACCCAACACUACUAUGUGUAUUACCAUACUGGAUGUAGAUUUAGUAAACCCACGUGGUAUUGCAUUAGACCCUGCCGAUGGUCUACUGUUUUACACUGACUGGGGAUCUCAUCCCAAAGUGGUUAGAAUGAACAUGGAUGGUACUGGUGUGACUGCAUUAGUAACAACAAAAGUUGUUUUCCCGCAUGGCGUUACCCUUGACUAUGAUCAAAAGAAGGUCUAUUGGGUGGAUGCCUAUCUUGAUUACAUCGAAUGUAUGACAUACGAGGGAAAUGAGCGAAGAACUGUAGUUCAGGGUCAAACGGUUGCACAUUUAUAUGGAAUUACUAUUUUUGAAUCAUCUCUAUAUGUUACCAACUGGCAUGAUAAUAGUAUUGUAAAAGUUAAUAAAUAUAAUGGGCAUUCUGAGGUGAUUAAAGAUGGAAUGAGUCGGGCUGGUGCUCUCCACGUUUACCACCAAUAUAGACAACCGCGAACUUCCAAAGAUGACUGUAAGCCGCCUAAAUGGAGUUGUGGAAUCCCUCCAAUUUGUCUUGAACCACAUCAACUGUGUGAUGGAAUAGCAGACUGUGAAAAUGGAACUGAUGAAGCAUAUUGUGAACAAAAUGAAUGCGAUGAAAAUCAUCAAUCUAAUGAUUGUAGCCAUAUUUGUUAUAAUUCUCCUGACGGAUAUCGUUGUGGUUGUCCCAUUGGAAUGGUCUUGACAGAGGACAACAAAAACUGUAUGUUUUCAGAUGAAGACUUCUGCAGUAUGAAAGGACGUUGCAGCCAGAUCUGCGUCAAGACGAAAGGAAAUCGUGGGCCUUAUUAUUGCGAUUGUUACCAGGGUUACCAACUAGAACCAGACAAUUGGUCAUGCCGAAGUACAGAUCCUGGUGUUCCAUACUUGAUUUUUUCAAACCGUUACGAGUUGAGGUUUCUGGAUAUUCGUCAUACAAGUGGCUCAUAUUCGUCACUGAUUACUAAUCUUCGUAAUAGUAUAGCGUUGGAUGCUCAUUAUGCAAAACGGCUGGUAUUUUGGACGGAUGUCGUAGACGACAAGAUAUAUCGUGGUAUGAUAACUCCUGAUGAAGACAAUGCAGGUCUCAUCAAUGUGGAGCCUGUAGUUGAGACUGGGCUGGCAACAACUGAAGGAUUAGCUGUGGAUUGGAUUGCUGACAAUAUAUACUGGGUUGAGAGUAAUCUAGAUCAAAUUGAAGUAGCUCGGAUCAAUGGAACAAUGAGAACGACACUUAUUGCUGGGAAUAUGGAAAGUCCAAGAGCCAUUGCUUUGGAUCCCAGAGAUGGAUUGCUGUUUUGGACAGACUGGGAUAGCGGCCAACCUCGAAUUGAACGUGCUUCAAUGGCUGGAGAAAACAGAAUUAUUGUUAUGAAUGUGACUGAUCUACAAGGUGGAUGGCCUAAUGGUCUGACGAUUGACUUUUUAGAAAGGAGAAUUAUUUGGAUUGAUGCCAGAUCCAACUCAAUCCAUUCAUCGUUUUAUGAUGGCAGUGAUGUUCACACUAUUCUCAAAGGACAUGAACAUCUUUCACAUCCCUUUGCAGUGUCGUUAUUUGAAGGAUUCGUGUUUUGGACUGACUGGAAAUCAAAUAUCGUUGUUAAAGCCAAUAAGUGGACUGGAGGCAAUGUGACUGUGGUUCAUAAUACUAAUUCACAACCCUUUGAUUUACAAGUCUAUCAUUCAACACGACAACCUCCAUCUACAAAUCCCUGCGUCCACAACGGUGGAUGUAGUCAUCUGUGCAUCAUAGGUCUCCAUGGUAACACUGCCGUUUGUAAGUGUCCACAUCUUACAAAGCUUGCUGAUGAUAAAAAAACUUGUGUCAGUAAUGAAAAGUUUGUCUUAUUUACAAGACAGACAGAGUUGCGUGGUGUUGACUUGAAAAAUGGGUUCUACAGUGUCAUACCAGCACUGACUGUACCAGAGUUGGAAAAUGCAACAGCUGUGGAUUAUGAUGCAAGAGAAAAAAGAAUUUAUUGGACAGAUGUGAAACUAAAUGCAAUCAAACGAGUUUUUAUUAACGGGACUGGAAUAGAAAGCAUUGUAUCAGGAGUAUCUAAUCCCCAUGGAUUAGCUAUAGACUGGAUUUCACGAAAUAUCUACUGGACGAGCUAUGAUAAUUCCAAGAAAGCGAUUAAUGUUGCCAAGCUGGAUAAGACGUAUCGAAACAGUAUAGUGACUGGCGAUCUGGAUCACCCUUCUGCCAUUGCUGUCAAUCCAAGAGAAGGUAAAAUUUUCUGGAUCAACAAUGGUGAGUCUCCCAAGAUAGAAGCUGCUAAUAUGGAUGGGACAAACCGAGUCGCAAUCAUAGAAGGAUUACAAAAGCCUGGAGGUUUAGCGAUAGAUCUUAAUUUGAACAAACUUUACUAUACUGAUGCUGGGGAUCAGUCAAUACAUGCAUCAGAUUUUAAUGGUGAAAAUGCCCAAAUAAUUUUUACCCCAAGUCCAACUUCUCAACCAUGGGGUAUUGCUGUCACUGAUGAUAAAAUUUACUGGUCUGAGAAGAACAGUGAAGAGAUAAUGUACGUUGAUAAGACAAAUCCUGGUGUGCAAACUGUGCUACGUAAUCGCAGUCCAAAUGUGAUGGACAUCGUGGUAUACGAUGAGCAAACACAAAAUGCUGAAAUUGUUAAUGCUUGUUACGAUAACAAUGGAGAUUGCCAACAACUGUGUUUACCGACUUCUGCAUCAGAACGAGUUUGCAAAUGUACGGCUGGAUUUACCAUUGAUGAUGGGGAAACAAUAUGCAGAGGUAUUGCUUCUUUCUUGUUAUAUUCAAUGGAUACUGGUAUAUAUGGUAUAUCCUUGGAUCUGGUUGAUACAGUUGAUGUUCUUACUCCUAUUACCGGACUCACCCUUGCUGUCGCUGUUGACUUUGAUGCAGCCAAAGAUUAUAUUUACUGGACAGACACAAUGAAGAAUACAAUUCAUAGAAUAAAAAGAGACAUGACGCAGAAAGAAGAUUUAUUGACCAAUGCAUUGGGACGUGUUGAAGGAAUCGCUGUGGAUUGGAUCGCCCGUGAGUAG